Fusarium musae is the source of this 558-nucleotide messenger RNA. It is a transcript of the gene ATP23, whose product is annotated as Mitochondrial inner membrane protease atp23. Gene Ontology annotation, molecular function: metalloendopeptidase activity. Gene Ontology annotation, cellular component: extrinsic component of mitochondrial inner membrane. Lineage: Eukaryota; Fungi; Ascomycota; Sordariomycetes; Hypocreales; Nectriaceae. The transcript has a single exon. Bases 1 to 558 code for a protein of 185 amino acids. The record is from RefSeq and is a predicted model, not a curated record. Gene Ontology annotation, biological process: mitochondrial protein processing; mitochondrial proton-transporting ATP synthase complex assembly.
AUGUCAUCUGACUCUACACCUCCCCCAGGUGUCCCCGCUGGAACGCCAAGUGCUUCAAAUGCAGAAAUCAAGAACGACCCUGCAAAAACAGGGUUUUCUCCAGAGAUCUCAUGGUGGAUGAACUACUUCAAGAUGCUCUCGGGCCAAAUGACACCCGAGGGAAAAUUCUUCUUCCGAGAGUACACAACGGAAAUCGAGGAAGAAAAAGACUGCAAAGCUUGUGAGAGAGACCGCGACUGGCUCUUUACCUAUUCACCCGUCGUUCGCUUCAUGUCCGACAAGAUUCAGGCCCUCAAUGGACGAAUAGACCCUUCCAAUGUUCACUGCCGUCGCUGUCCCUCCUCUCUGAGGGCUGAUGGCUCUGUCAAUUGGCAAUCUGGUGGUUUCAGCCCCAAUCAUGGCAUCCUCAUAUGUGCCAACCACAUCAAGAACCGAAAGCAUCUCGAGGAUACGCUUGCGCAUGAGAUGGUGCAUGCCUGGGACUACGUUCGGUGGAAGAAUGUCGACUUUAUGGGCCAAAAAGACUUGAAGCACGCCGCAUGCACAGAGGUGGGUUAA